AUGGCCGAUCCUAUUUACAUUCACCCGGUCGAUCUUAGAGGUAAUCGCACGCGCAGAAAGGCUAUAAACGGUAGUGAUUUUGCCCGAGAGCUGGCGGCCAUGGUGAAGGAGCGCCUCGUGGACCCCAACAUCGCCGACACCCUUUUGCCGAAUUUCACCACCACGACGCCCUACGACCGAGACGUAGCCGCUAUAGUGUUCCUGGGUUUUACCCAGGAGUAUUUCAACUAUACAAGACGGUACGGCUGUGGCUUCCCGUCAGUCACUUUGCUCGGAGAAAAAAGCGACUGGGCCGACAUUCUCAGGCGUCUGGCCUGGUUCGAGACCCUUGGCCACGAGGAGCUGGACGCGUGGAUUCUCCGGCUGUCCAAAGUCCUUACCUACAUGGUAGCCAGCUUUGACUCUCCAGACGGGGCCGAUGUCAAAGACUUUUGGGCACGCACAGUUCAUGAGUCACCAGAAAGUAGAUCUGGCGGUAUAAUCAGCCUGUCGGGGUGGCUGACUGCGUUUUGUUGGUGGGGGUCUAAUGGCGAGAGAGUCCAGAGCUAUACCGAUGAACAACUGUGCACCUACCCGAAGCCCCUAACCAUCCUCAUCCCAUCCAGUUCCCACUCGAGAAUCUUGCCACACGGACAUGUUCGCUUGACGCUAGACGGUGUCGAGUUUCCCGUUAUUGACCGGAAGAAGGUGCCGCCGGGCGUAGUUAGGGUCCCGGUCACUUUGGAAAAUCAUGUACCUAACAAGGCGGUCUUUGUAGGCGGGUUGAUGGGCAUGCAGGUAAUCGAGCAGGAAGACGACCAAACGGCGGCUCAACCUGCUUCGGGAUGGUGGCUGCUGUCGGCCGUCGAGGACCGAAGCAUACCCCGUAUCCAAAGAUCGCCCGAAGGACAUAUGUACAUCCCUGGUUAG
Molecule: messenger RNA, 909 nt
Organism: Sordaria macrospora k-hell
Lineage: Eukaryota; Fungi; Ascomycota; Sordariomycetes; Sordariales; Sordariaceae
Source: RefSeq, a predicted model, not a curated record